AGAGAAGUCGGGUGGUAUCUUCGAGACGUUUUAUGUAGCCACGAGUGCAUUAAAACUUGGGGCUCAAGUAAAGCCUCAGAGGCUAAAACGACGCGUAGAAUGUCCAUUGGAGCGUACAUGAAUCCCCAACUUUAUGCGGUCAACUGUCAAAAUUACCCCUUCAAAUCUGUUAAAUUUGCGCGCCUGCCACUUGAAAUCUCAUCCUCGAAACCCUUGAGAGUGUCUCUUGGUUUAUCUUCGCUGGCCGUAUCCAUGGAGUCUCCUCCGGCAGGUUAUAGAAAGAAUGUUGGAAUUUGUCUCGUCAAUCCAUCUAAAAAGAUUUUUACAGCGUCCAGGAUAAAUAUUCCAGACACUUGGCAAAUGCCUCAGGGUGGUGCGGAUGAGGGUGAAGAUCUUAGAAAUGCAGCAAUGAGAGAAUUGAGAGAAGAAACUGGAGUUACUUCAGCAGAAUUUCUUGCAGAGGCACCCUACUGGCUGACUUACGAUUUCCCCCUUAAAAUCAAAGAUAGGCUUAAUCGUCGGUGGGGGACAAACUACAAAGGCCAAGCACAGAAGUGGUUCCUAUUUAAGUUCACCGGAGAGGAGGAAGAGAUCAACCUGUUGGGCGAUGGGUCUGAAAAGCCAGAGUUUAAGGAGUGGUCAUGGAUGUUACCAGAACAAGUGCUUGAUCUUGCUGUGGAUUUCAAGAAACCUGUAUACCAACAGGUUCUGAAAGUAUUUGGUCCCUAUUUUCUACGGGAUAUGGAUGACGGUAAGUCUUCUGUUGGAUCUUCUGUUGGAAAUGAAUCGAAAAAUGGCAAGGUGCAAGGAAUUUCGAAAGAAGAGUAACUUCCGGGCAUAGUUGUCAGUAUACAUUUUUUUUCUUAGAAAAGAACACAUGAGAUCCCAUUUCUUUUUGUAGAUGAUUGAGGUGAGGGAAUGAAUGAAUGGGGGAAGUUUCCUAUCAUAUGCAAUUGAGUUAAAUUUCUAAAAGGGAAAUUUUAUGCUGUGUAUCUUUUGAAGUAACACAGAAAUAUAAGUAUGAAAAUAAAUUACUGUUGUAA
This is a messenger RNA of Carica papaya (papaya), 1043 nucleotides long. RefSeq names its product nudix hydrolase homolog 27 (gene NUDX27). Gene Ontology annotation, biological process: nucleoside phosphate metabolic process; ribose phosphate metabolic process. The record is from RefSeq and is a predicted model, not a curated record. NCBI's taxonomy places the organism in Eukaryota, Viridiplantae, Streptophyta, Magnoliopsida, Brassicales, Caricaceae. Gene Ontology annotation, cellular component: chloroplast. Gene Ontology annotation, molecular function: guanosine-3',5'-bis(diphosphate) 3'-diphosphatase activity; bis(5'-adenosyl)-pentaphosphatase activity.